This is a messenger RNA of Mytilus californianus (California mussel), 645 nucleotides long. RefSeq lists its product as uncharacterized. The coding region runs from base 1 to 645 and encodes 214 amino acids. NCBI's taxonomy places the organism in Eukaryota, Metazoa, Mollusca, Bivalvia, Mytilida, Mytilidae. Gene Ontology annotation, molecular function: zinc ion binding. The record is from RefSeq and is a predicted model, not a curated record. The transcript is spliced from 4 exons.
AUGCAAUUAGUUUGUAUCAGUGGUUCUGAUUGGAUAUAUGUUGAAGAUUUUUCUGGUGUACCGGACUUUUCCUUGUAUGACAUUUUCAAUUAUUUGUUGUUGCACCGUUCAGAUUACGAUAAAAAGAAGUUGAAAGCUUAUAAGAGUGCAGAGGACUACCGCUUGUUUUACGAUGGACAUGUCCAGGAAAUGAAAGUCAACUACUUAAAAGAUGACAGCUCAGUUUGUGUUUUUAUAGGAAAGGUGAGGCCAACACAGAGGGCAAAGACGUUGACUGGGAAGAUGACCUACCAGUGCUGGUUUGUUGUUGAGAAGACUCUAGGUGAUGUUAAAGCAGCUUACUGUGAAUGUCCAGGAGUCAGUGCUGAUGGAGCUUGUCGUCAUGUUGCAGCAUGCUUAUACGAGUUGGAGGCAUUUGAGAAGAAGUCUGUUACUGACGGUCCUUGCCAGUGGAAGAAACGAAAGAGGGAACACGAUGAGCCAGUAGAGGUGGAACGAAUGAAGAUUAUCAAGCUAAGGAGGAUGGAAGCAUGUGUAUCAUCAGCAGACCAUGUAGUAUCCAGUUUUGAUCCUAGACAGAUGGUUGACAGAGCUGCAGAAGACGAGAAGAUAAAACAGUUUGCAAGUAAAUUAGCACAGGUAUAA